Messenger RNA from Numida meleagris (helmeted guineafowl), 4928 nucleotides. Its product is annotated as selenium-binding protein 1-A-like. Bases 3004 to 4446 code for a protein of 480 amino acids. Gene Ontology annotation, molecular function: selenium binding; protein binding. Lineage: Eukaryota; Metazoa; Chordata; Aves; Galliformes; Numididae. The record is from RefSeq and is a predicted model, not a curated record. The transcript is spliced from 12 exons.
GCCACCCUUGCUCCCACUGCAAUUUCCUGAGCAGAGGAGCACUCAGAAACCCAGAGCCCAUAUAGGUAUAUAUAUAUUUUUUUCCAACUAUUUCCAACUGUGCGACCAAGUUCUGAACGCGGUGCUCCCCCCCACGGCCACACGAGGGCAGACCGCAACCUGUCCCUGCGCCGCAGCGCAUCCAUCCGCGCACACAGCGCACACAGCGCACACAGCGCACACAGCGCACACAGCGCGCAGGGAGCGCGACGCGACCCCGGAUCGCAAACCAGAGAAGGAAGAGAAAAGCUUGCAGAUCGUGGUGGUACUGACAACCCCUCCGCUGGCUGUAGGGAAUUUUCUCAGGGAAUGCAGUCAGAGGCCAUUGGAAGCAGACUCCGGAAUUUCAGCCAUCAACCAGUGCCCACUUUUGGGAAAUAUUCCACUGUGCUGUGGAUCCUUACACCAACGACUGAGCAGCGUCCCACCCACAUUUGUCCAAGUGGAGUGGUGUCAUGCAGCAAACAAACAUAAGUUGGUGGAUGUAGAGUAGGCUGCAGUAUAUAAGGAGCGUGAAAAGAUGAUCCUGAAAUGUUCAUUCAGCGUAGCGCAGAGGAUUUACCCAUUGGCCUAAAUCCAACCUUACUUGCUAGCACAUAAAACUCUGGGUCUGCACACACGAUUUGACACUGUUUGUUGACAUAAUGAUUUCUUGGGAAGUAAUGUGGAGAAAGAAGUGAACAGACCCACCCUCGUGGAGCUCCUUCCAAGCUGCCUCUGUGUGUAUCAGCACAGCUGUAUUUGCUGGCAUUAAAGAAAGUGAUCUUCUGGGGGGCACAGCAGGGCGCAGUGCAGCUCACCUACUCCUCAAUCAGUCACAACAUUUCCCAGUAUUCACUCAUUCAUUGCUAACUUGAGGUUGCAGAUUCAUUUGUAGUUCUGCUGCCAGCUCCUUUCCCGGACAAGUAAUCUGCAGUGAGCACAAGAAGAGAGCGAUAUGUAAUACAGCCCAGUUGUUAGCUUGGAAAGUUACAGAAUGGAGAGGGGUUUCUGCUUCACCAAAGCCAGAGGAAUCGUGAUGAGAAUCGCCACUAAAGAAACCCAUUUUGCUCUGCUGCUUCAGUUUGCUGCUUACCUGGUAAAGACCAACAUCCCGCUUUUGGGGCCAGGAGUGUAAGGAAGUGGCUUGCUACAUACGGAGAAGUAUGAAAUGACUCUGCUCUGCAUGUGUAUUCCUGGUUUGCAUUCUCAUCUCCACGAGCAGAUGAUCAUCAGACAUUUUCAACCUCAUUUUUUACAAACUUGGAGCCUGACUAACAGCAGUAUUGGGAAUUUGGACCUCUGGUGUCAACGAGCUGAUCCGGCAGAAAGCUGCACCGCCAAGAAGUGACUCGGUGCCCAGUGUCCCUGUGGCUGCACACCAUGGGGCCAUUUGGUGGCAGCCCGAAGUUCUCAUUACCCAGUGCCUGAAAUCACAACCUGAGGAUGUGGGUUUUUGAUGGGCUUGUCUGGUUGUAGCUGUGGGCUGUAGUGGGGAAGGGUGGCCCCAUCGCCCCCCGUGGAUCUGCUCAGAGCUCUCUGUCCCAUCCCUCCCCUGUCCCUCCUGCUCUGAUGUGGGGGUUAUGGAUAUGUUGCAAAGUUGUGCUGCUCUCCACUAACCAUCGCUUUCUUGCUCGUUGCUGUUGCUGAGCCUGCUCUUCCCCUUCCUCCUAUCAGGUUUAAUUAGAAAAUUCUACACCCCACAGCUUGGUUUUGUGAGGGAUGCCAAAGACGUCACCGAGAAAAGCCAAAUGCGAUGACCAGCAAACUUUAUUAAUGAGUAAAAGACUAACGAUCUUUCUAAUUAGCAGUUAUUCCUGUGCAAGAGGAAGGUGCAGUGAGACAUGCAGCAAAAGCAUGCUGUCAGGGCUGCAACUGACCCCUGAAACUGCCUCUGAUGGAGCAGCAGCUGCUUCUUGUGCAGGGUUGUGCUUUGUGUCAUCCAGGCAAAUAAUGACCAUAGUGAGCCAGGUCCAAGGAAUGAGCCUUUGGUCCUUCACUUGGGUCACAACAGCCCCAUGCAUUGAUAUGGGCUUGGGGCAGUGUUUGAAAGCUGCGCAGAGGAGAAGGAUCUGGAGGUGUUAGCUGGCACCUGGCUGAACACAAGCCAGCAGUGUGCUCAAGUGGCCAAGGAGGCCAGUGGCAUCCUGGCUUGUAUCAGAAAUAGUGCAGCCAGCAGCAGCAGGAGGUGAUCAUCCCAUCCUCAAAACUGUUCCCAGGUAAUGAUGAAAGGACGAGGGUGACAGCCUCAAGUUGUGCCAGGAGAGGUCCAGAUUUGAUAUUUGGAAAAACUUCUCAGGAAGAGUGCUGGUGCAUUGGCACAGGCUGCCCAGGGAGGGGAUGGAGUCACUGCCCCUGGAGCUGCUCAAGGUGCAGCUGUUACGUGGUGCAGGAUUGCCCCAAAGCUUCAUGGCUUCAUCUCAGCCCUCAGCCAGAGACGUGCUGUCUGUCAGGGUCCAGAUUUUGGUGGCCUCACUGAGCUCAAGGCUCGUAAUUUCCAGCAGCUGCUGGUGGGGCCAAUUAUCUAGCUGGGCUUCUCAUCCCUCACGUGGAAUUUGCAAGCUCUGCACAUUGGUAUGGCUGGAACCUGGGGAUGGGGGACGGCUGUUAAUUAGCUGCUGUCCUGCCUGGGCCAUGGAGGCCAGCAGAGCCUGGCCAAGUCCCACUGGGCAUGAGCAGAGCCCCACAAUCAGAUAGGGUGGCUUGUGCUUGAGGAAAGGACCUGCACGGAGCAGCAGAUUUUUCCUCUAGAUUGCUGGGUAGCAAGGCGGAAACAAGCCACAGCGCUGGUCUGGCACCUCCCAAUGCUUGGGAGCAUUUGCUCCUCCCUUGGCAGCUUGCUCGGUGCCCCCCACCCCUUUGCCAUGUAUAUAAGGCCCCUCAGAGCCCUGCCUCUACACAUCCACUCCAGCGAGGCACACAGCAAGCUGCUCCUCCAGCUCCAGCACCUCCGUCUUGGUGAGAGUGAACCAGAAGGCCGUCAGCAUGGACCGAUGCAGAGUUCAGUGCUACCAGUACCCCAGCUGCCCGGAUGUUGUGAAACCCAAGUGCUACCAGGCAUGCUCUGAAGCUCCUAGAGAGGAGGUUGCAUACGUGACAUGUACUUACCGAGAAACAGGCAUUGACCAGCCUGACUUCCUGGCCACCAUUGAUCUCAACCCCCGGUCUCCAUAUUACUGCCAGGUGAUCCACCGCCUGCCCAUGCCCAACCUGGGGGAUGAGCUGCACCACUCGGGCUGGAACACCUGCAGCAGCUGCUUUGGGGACACCACCAAGAAGAGGAACCGCCUGAUCCUCCCCAGCCUGAUCUCCUCCCGCAUCUAUGUGGUAGAUGUGGGAACUGACCCACGAGCUCCCAGGCUCUUCAAGGUCAUCAAUCCGGAGGACGUCUUCUGGCAGUGCGACCUGGGCUACCCGCACACCUCCCAUUGCCUGGGCAGCGGCGAGGUGAUGAUCAGCACGCUGGGAGACCCGGCCGGCAACGGGAAAGGUGGCUUUAUUCUGUUGGAUGCAGAGACCUUUGAGAUCAAGGGGAACUGGGAGAAGGGCGACAAAAACCCACCGAUGGGUUACGACUUCUGGUACCAACCGCGCCACAAUGUCCUGAUCAGCACGGAGUGGGGAAUCCCAAAGUGCCUGGGAUAUGGGUUUAACCCAAAUGACCUGAAGAAAGGGCGCUACGGCCGCCGCCUCAAUGUGUGGGACUGGACGACCCACACCUACGUGCAGGCCAUCGACGUGGGCGAGGACGCGGCGCCGCUGGAGAUUCGCUUCCUGCACAAUCCCGAUGCAGCCGAGGGCUUCGUGGGCUGCACCAUCAGCAGCGCCAUCCACCGCUUCUACAAGACCGAGUGUGGUGACUGGGCAGCCGAGAAGGUGAUCCAGGUCCCCAGCAAGAAGGUGGAGGGCUGGCUGCUCCCGGACAUGCCAGGCUUCAUCACCGACAUCCUCAUCUCGCUGGACGACAGGUUCCUCUACUUCAGCAAUUGGCUGCACGGCGAUGUCCGCCAGUACGACAUCUCCGACACCCACAGGCCCAGGCUGGUGGGACAGGUCUUUGUGGGGGGCAGCAUCUCCAAAGGAGGGCCUGUGGUCGUGCUCAGAGAUGAGGAGCUGCAGAGCCAACCGGAGCCCUUUGUCAUCCAGGGCAAGAAGGUGCCGGGCGGCCCCCAGAUGAUCCAGCUCAGCCUGGACGGGAAGCGGCUCUACGUCACCACGUCGCUGUACAGCGCCUGGGACCGGCAGUUCUACCCCGACCUCAUCAGGGAAGGCUCCGUCAUGCUGCAGAUCGACGUGGACACAGAGAAGGGCGGCUUGACCGUCAACCACGACUUCCUGGUGGAUUUCGGGAAGGAGCCGGGCGGGCCCUGCAUGGCGCACGAGAUGCGCUACCCCGGCGGGGACUGCACCUCUGACAUUUGGGUUUAGGGCCACCCGCCGCCACCUCCUGCUGGUGGGCGCUGCCCCACAUCGCAGCUUUGCCAUCAGCCAAACUCCUGCAGCCGUACCAGUGCUGAGGGCACAGCGGGACGGUGAAACUGGAGCUCCACCCAAAAAGCUUCCUGCGCCCCACACUGCGCGCCCCAUAUCCUGCAUCCCAUAUCCCAUACCCCACAUCUCUCCUCCUGCAUCCAGCACCCCUCACCUCGCAUCCCACAGCCCACAGCUCACAUCCCAUACCCCACAUUCCCCUACCUUGCAUCUUGCACCCUACACCCUGCUCCCCGUAUCCCAUACCCCGCACCCCACAUCCCACAUCUGCAUCCCAGCCCACUCCUGGAGCCCUGCAGCCCCCAAGUUCCUCCCAUGCCAAAAAUCACACUGCACAGCUGUGUGGGAGAGGGUGCAGUGAUCAGCCCCGAGCACCCCACAGCUGGGCCCCGCAAUAAAGCAGAGACCUCUGCACCACC